AUGAUACAAGCGUUUUAAAUUUCAAAUUUUAAUUGUUAAUAAAUAAUAAACAUUGUAUAAUUUUUAUAAGCACUUCAGCAGUACUGCUUAUUUUUGUUCAAAAAGGAUGAAUACUAAUUUUAAAUUGAAACUAACUGCUUUAGGACAUCCUAACCCAGAAACAUUUAAUUGCGAAGAUGAAAAGGAAUAUAGAAGUGUAGUUUUAUGGUUGGAAGAUCAAAAGAUUAGACAUUAUAAGAUUGAGGAAAGAGAAGGACUAAGGAAUAUUGAUAGUGAAAACUGGAAAGAAGCUUAUGAUAAUUACCAAAACGAUCUAGUAAGUCCUGUGGUGGAUGGCACUUUAAAUGAACAAUUAAAUUGGCUUCUUUCAUAUGCCGUUAGAUUGGAAUUUGCUGAUAAUGUUAGUAAAUACAAGGAUGUAAAAGUAGAACAACCAAAACAAGCUGCUCCAAAUGUUGUAUCUUCCAACCCUUUGGAUAACUUAAACUUUGACAGUCCUGCUUUCAAAGCUGGUGUUGAUAGAGUCUGUACUCUUGUUGGAGUGGGACCUCACCCAGAUUCUAAAUUCCGCUUGGCAGCUGUAGCCAAGAUUCUUAAAAACUCACCACAUCCUGAACCUCAAAAAUCUGACCACAUAGUAAUUAAUCAACCUAUUGAUGUUCUUAAUCUUUUGUUUAUUCAAGAUUUAAGAGAGUUACAGACAAAAAUUAAUGAAGCAUUAGUUGCAGUUCAAACAAUUACUGCAGAUCCUCGUACUGAUACAAAAUUAGGCAAAGUUGGAAGAUAGGUUCACCAUGGACAAAAAAGUUGCAUCUCUUCUUACAUGUAUUCAUAACAGAAAUUAAUUUAUAUGUAAAAUACUAAUAAGUUUAAAUAAUA
Pieris rapae (cabbage white) is the source of this 879-nucleotide messenger RNA. RefSeq names its product RNA transcription, translation and transport factor protein. Gene Ontology annotation, cellular component: tRNA-splicing ligase complex. Gene Ontology annotation, biological process: tRNA splicing, via endonucleolytic cleavage and ligation. Lineage: Eukaryota; Metazoa; Arthropoda; Insecta; Lepidoptera; Pieridae. The record is from RefSeq and is a predicted model, not a curated record. The transcript is spliced from 4 exons. Gene Ontology annotation, molecular function: RNA binding. The coding region runs from base 107 to 787 and encodes 226 amino acids.